This is a messenger RNA of Alligator sinensis (Chinese alligator), 3895 nucleotides long. Its product is annotated as gamma-interferon-inducible protein 16-like. Bases 2816 to 3793 code for a protein of 325 amino acids. Gene Ontology annotation, biological process: cellular response to interferon-beta; activation of innate immune response. The record is from RefSeq and is a predicted model, not a curated record. Gene Ontology annotation, molecular function: double-stranded DNA binding. The transcript has 6 exons. NCBI's taxonomy places the organism in Eukaryota, Metazoa, Chordata, Crocodylia, Alligatoridae.
CAGGACGCUUUGCAGAAACCUUCUGAAUUACGGCUGGGAGCUGCACUUCUGCCUGCACCCAGGUUGACGUUAGCGUGGGAGUGUAUUCCAGACAAAGCUUGUGUCAUGCCAGGUUGUGGGCAGCCGGGACUGGUGAGUGGUUUCAGGAUGGUUUCUAUGAAUCCUGUUUGCUCUUCAGUGAGAGUACAUCAUUGGAUAUCAUGGGUUUGCUAGGGUUGCCUUGUUUGUGGAUCUUUGGGAGUAUAUAGAAAAUUCCUGGGGUGGCAAAGUGGGGGGAUAAGUGGAAGUAGUUUUCUUGACGCUGGUGUGGGAAGGAUUUCAUGCUAUUUUCCAGCUCCAGAGUGAAUUCUGGGGUGGGGCAGUGUUUGGUCCUACCCAGGACCAACCCUGGGCCCUGGCCUCAGUCCCUAGGGCUUAGCUGUGCUGCAUCCGCACUUUGCCUGUCAUGGCUAAUAUCAGGCUCCCUAGGCUUUGUCACUGAUGUCCCCCGCUCCUCCUGGGCCAUGGACUUCCAGCCCCAUUCCUUGCCCCUCUUGGACUACAGACCUCUGGGCCCUCCGGCCCCAGAUUGCUCUCACCUCCAGGCCCCCUGGCUGCAGCUCUCCCAGCCUCUGAUCUCCCUGGGCUCAUGCAGACCCCUCAAUAGGUCCUCUGGAUCCUUCUUCAGGUCCCACACUUUUCACCUCUAGACCCUGGACCCCUCCUCAGGUCCUGCACUCUUGGCCUCUCUUCAGGUCCCAGACCUCUCAUCAGGUCACCCCAAUGAGCACGGGUUGCAUGGGCAGGGGCACACAGGCAGUGGAUCGCAGCUGUGCCCUGGCUCUGGCCCCACACUGUCACCAUUGCAAGACCCUGGCCCUAGAGCAGCUCCCCACCUAACCGCACACCUUACCAACACCCUGCCAGCGCUGCUCCAGGCUGGUCUGCAUGGAGAUCCUGGGAGCAUGAGACCAUUGUGGCUCCGUGCUGUCAUGGCCCCACCGCUACUGGGGUCUCCAUGGGGAUGCUGGGGAUGCUAGGAAAUGGAGUCUGGCUACCAGCUGGAUCUGCCAUUUUGCAAACCUUUGCUCUAGGUCCCGGACCCCUCAUUAGGUCCCAUACAUCCAGCUCCUCUCUCUGGGCUCUGGACCCCUCAGUGGGCCCCUGGGAACCUCAUCCACCCCUUUACUUCCCCAGACUGCUUAAGAUGUUGCCCUCCAUGCUGACUUUCUGGAGCUGCAUCCAUCCUGCCGAGGUGGUAUUCUCUCAGCAGGCUCCACGAUCGUAUUACUAACUCUGCUCAGGGUCUUCACUCAUCCCCACCUGAAUCCUGGCCCUCCUCCUGGGUCAGACGACUCUCUCCCAUCAGCCCUGGCCCCCACCCGCAGGCUGCUCUGCAGGCUCCUUCAGCUCUGCCACACAUAGCACGCCGGCCCGGGGAGCCAUCAGUUGGCAGGCUGGCACUCAAAGCCAUGCUUCACGUUGGGCAGUGCACAGCCCACACUUCUUUGGGAGAGUCUCCCAGUGACAGAGACAUGUGGUUUGGGGUGACUUGGAAAGGAUUUUGCCCCACAAUCUUGGCCCAAACUCAGCUCUUGAUAUGGGACAAUUUACUUAGCACACAAGCCUCAGGAGCUGACAGGUGACAGAUUAGCAUGCAGAAAUUUGACUUUGGGUCAUGCAUUUGGGACAGUAGCCAGGGUGGAGAUAUGUGGUUUGGGUUGACCCGAAGCAGAUUUUACCCAGUAACCACAGCCCAAACUCAAGUCCUUAUUCUGGGCUUUGUGCAUAGCACAGGCCUGGGUGGCUGGGUGUCAGUUGGCAAUCUAGCACAUGAAAACUGAGCUUUGGGUCGAGCAGGGCAGGAGCCUGCCCAGACUUUUUCAGGAGAGUCCCCCAGUUACAGAGAUGUGAGGUUUGGGGUGACCCAAAAAGGAUUUUGCCCAAAGUGGGCUUUGCCUCAUAAUCCCAGCCCAAAAUCAGCUCCUUAAUCAUAGCAAUGUAUUUAGCACGCAGGCCUGGGGGUCUGGCAUUAGGCUGGCUAGCACAUACAGACUACUUUGGAUCAGAGAGGGGACUGCCCAGGCAUCUUCAGGGGAGUCCCCUGGUGGCACAGAUAUGGGGUGACCCAGAAAAGAUUUGUUUUUUAAUGCCAUUGUAACAGGGGCUGCAGCUGGGGUCAAACUGGUUUGCCUGUUACCUUCUCUGGGCAAGGGUUUGGUCCCCACUUAAGACUCGCUCACCAUGCCUUGCUGGAAAAUGGCGCCAUAUUCUCAGCGGGACCUCCACCUUGCCUGGCUUAUUUCUGUAGCCUCUCUUGGCUUCCCAAAGUCCACUAAAUCCUCCGUGGUCUUAGUCCAGACUCCGCUGGGUCCUAUACCAGUUUAGGGUAUAGCACACUAGCACCUCAAAACACUGUCUGGAGACCCGUUACUCCACACAGGCUGGCACGACCCCAGAUGGGGGUACUAUUGGGAGCUCCUGCACCCCUGCACUCCUGCUGUGAACCUCCAUAUCUAUAUAUAGUCACUUGAGUUCCUGGGCAUUGGAUGGGAGAAUUCACUGGCUCUCCAGUCUCAGCCUGGAGGUGUCUUUUGGCAAUAGGCUCCAUGCUUCCCGCCCAGUAUCCCCAACAGUCUGUCCUCCACGAGCAAAAGACAACAGAGGCAGGAUGUCUGCCCCUCUCCGUUUCCUGGUGCAUCCUUCCAUCUCCAGCCAGAACUCUUUCCACUUAUUUCUGCAGUUCUUUCAUUGCAGCUUCUUGGGGAACUCGGCCGAUCAGUGACAGCUUCCUCCGUGUGACAUCCCAGUUUCCUGCAGCGUGCUCCUGGACAGGAUGGAAGCAGGAGAUGAGCACUGUUUUGAUAUCUUGCUCUGUGGCCUGGGCGACUUGGAAGAGUACGAUUUUAAAAAAUUCAAAGGAAAAUUGUCUGAUGCGGAGCGUUCCGAUAAAAUUCCCCGGUGCAAACUGCAAAAUGCCGAUGUCCCGACAUUAGCCAGUCUCAUGAUUCAGCACUUCGGCAGGAAGCUAGCAGUGACAACAGCAAAACGCAUCCUAAGAGACCUCCAUUUAAAAGAAGCUCUUAACAUAAUGAUUGAGAAAGAGAAAGCUAAGGGAUUAUCAAAGGCAAAAGGAAAAAAGCCUCUGGAGAAGAAACUGAAGAGCCAUCCAGCAAAGAACACGGGACAAAACACUGGAUCCUGCAAGAAUCAACGUACAAAAAAUGAAACGAUGAUCAAAGAGCCCUUUGUGGCCAAAGUAAUAAAAGUGACAAAACCAUUCAAGUACAGCAAUUCUGAUGGUAAAAGGAACCAGGUGUUUCAUGCUGUUGUGCUAAAUGCAUCUGCAAAAACAAGGAUUAGAAUUUUUGAUGUGGAAAAACACCCGCUUUUUAAAAAAAAUAAAACAAUUGAAAUAUCAAAUUAUUAUAAAAAAGAGGGGUAUUUGCAAGUAGUGAAACACUCGAUCUGUGAGAUAAAAGAAGUGGAACUUGUCAUUCCAAAGAAAAUGCAUAAAGAUGCCGUGAGAAGAACCAGGAUUGAAGACAUACAGGAGAUGCCAGAAAAGUCCUAUGUGGAUGGAACUUUUACAGUUAAGAAGAAAUGGCCGGAAAAAAGUUACACCCGUUUUACAGUGACGGACGACACAGGAGAACUAGAAGUCAUGGCGUUUGGUGAAGUGGGUAAUGUGAAAGCAGCAGAGGGCGACAGACUCCAGCUCACCUGUUUCAAAACAAACAUGUUUAACUCCAAAUUACAGCUCAAAUCGGAAAUGCACAGUCGAAUCCAGGUUAUAAAGCAAAGAAAGAAAUGAGGAUACCGGAUGUUCAUCCCUGAAGCACAGGGCGAGUGUCUCUACCAACAAAGGUUCAGCCCUCCCCACUGGAAUUGGGAAUAAAGAUGAUUUGUAGCUGAA